Messenger RNA from Phialemonium atrogriseum, 1201 nucleotides. Its product is annotated as fungal-specific transcription factor domain-containing protein. Gene Ontology annotation, molecular function: DNA-binding transcription factor activity, RNA polymerase II-specific; zinc ion binding; DNA binding. Lineage: Eukaryota; Fungi; Ascomycota; Sordariomycetes; Cephalothecales; Cephalothecaceae. The record is from RefSeq and is a predicted model, not a curated record. The transcript is spliced from 4 exons. The annotation marks the transcript as partial. Gene Ontology annotation, biological process: regulation of DNA-templated transcription; DNA-templated transcription.
AUGGAUCGCGCAGGCACCUCGUCUAGCGGCCAGUCGCCGCGGCCCACCAAGAGAGCGAAGAGGAGCUCGAUCGCGUGUCGGAGGUGUCACUCUCAGAAGAUCAAGUGCUCCGGCGGAACUCCAUGCAGUGCCUGCUUGACCGCGGGUAAGGCAAGUGAUUGCCAUUAUCCGUUUCGAGAGCGCAAGGUCACCAUAUCCGAACACUACCUCAAGCAGUUGCAGGCCGACUCGGAUGCUCUCAAAUAUCGGGAUGCAGUCGGGCACCGCCAGGUCGAGAGCUCUGAAGAGGACGACCAGCGUUUGGAAUCGCUGGCGCUGGCGCCUGCGCCGGGGCCGGACGUCGAGGUUGUGAAUCCCUUAUUCGAUGCGCGUCAGAUCCAGCCGUGCACCCAGAUGGUGACGGAGCCGCCAUUUAUCGGCGAGGCGGCGUGCGAUGCCUUUCGUGAGAGGCUCCUGCAGUCGCUCAACAAGAAAGAUGUCAGCUCGCUGCCAGCCACACCGAAGUAUAUCAAGAACGGCCUAUUCGGGUGCGAGGCCAGCGUCGAUUACGCCCUACCCGACCGGAUCCAUGCCAAGCUCUUGCUGCAGGUGGCCAAGAGGUUCAUCGGAAAUGGCCAGCACCUGUACCUGAACUCGUACAUGGAGGAGCUCGAGAGUGUCUACCAGCAGGAUGCCAAGCCCAGCGCCAUGUGGCUGUGCAAAUUCUUUGUCCUGCUUGCUCUUGGCGAGCUGUACUCGAAUCGACAGCGCCGGGGCAGCAUCGACCAGGUCCCGGGCGAGAACUAUUUUGCCACGGCCAUGAGCGUAUUGCAAGACCAGUACGAGGAGGCCACGACCCUGCACGUCGAGGUCUACCUGCUGUUGGCAUGUUACUCGAAUGCGUUGGGUCGGAUCAGAUCUGCCUAUACGCAUUCAGGCGUCGCAAUGAGGAUCGCGCUCAGCCUGGGCAUGCACAGGUCGACCUCGUCCAUACACAUUAGUGCGGUAGAGCGCGAGUCGCGACGGCGCAUCUGGUGGUCUCUCUAUCUCUUCGACCGGCUGACCUGCUCAAAGCUUGGCCAGCCCGUGGCUGUCGAAGACGAUGUUAUUGACGUAGAACUCCCGACAAUGGAUGGACUUAACGCCCAAGAGAAAGAGGACUUCUCUGAUCCGAGCCAUUUAUGCGCCAGCGUUGGUCUUGCGAGGAUAACAGGAGACAUAU